UUUUUUUUUUCAUAGAAAUAUCGCAUGUUGAGUGUUAUGAAUUUAACCACUGAGGAGCACGGAUAACAAUAUGUCAGGGCCAAUCAGCUCACUUUAUGUACAAUGGAAGCUUGACUACGUUUUUAAUUUUCUAUACGAGUUUUGCCUCCCUGAAAGAAGUAUAACUACAUGAGAUAACCAAGGCUAAAUCAAAACUAGAUAUAUAAUAGAAGGAAGAAGAAUUUGUGUUUCAUUUAAAGGCACUAUGUAUAAACAAAAAGAAUAUAACAAAUUUGUUAAAGAGAUAUGAAGAACAUUAUAAUCUCUGAGAACAGUAUUGUAGUAGUAAAGCUGUUUAAUAUUAUAAACAGAAAAUUUUGAAUUUAUCAGCUAGUUAAAUAUAAUUACAAAACGAUUUAUUAAUAACAACAAAAAUGCAGUGCAGAAUUGAUGAUUUACCAGAUGAAUUGUUAGAGUAUAUUUUAAGUCUUAUUCCUCCUUACAAAGAUUUACAAGAAUGUAAGCUUGUGUCAAAACGGUGGUUUCGUGCAACUAAAAAUGUCAUAGAGCACAAUGAGGCACACUUUCGCAAAGCCGUAUCAUUUGGUGCUUUGUUUUGGAGUCUUUGGCCAAAAAAAACUCGAAUGCCUACGAUAAGCAAAAGACAUUCUCAUUCAGCCUGUAUUUAUGAGAACUCUAUGUAUGUAUUUGGAGGAUGUACUGCUACUUCUACUACAUUUAAUGAUUUAUGGAGAUUAGAUUUAGAUACAAGGACUUGGGUCAGACCAAUCACAAUGGGCAGCUAUCCAUCUCCAAAGGCCUGUGCUACAAUGUUGUAUUACAAAAAAAAUUUUGUUCUGUUUGGAGGAUGGUCUUAUCCUUCUCGUUAUCCUUUACAUCAGCAAUGGAAGCUGUUUAAUGAGUUACAUGUCUACUCGAUAGAAACAAAUAAAUGGAAUGCUAUUAACACAUUAGAAGCACCACCACCUAUGUCAGCUCAUUCUGCAACGAUUCAUGGAAAUAAUAUGGUUGUUUUUGGCGGUAUUCAUUGUGGGCUUCGUUCCAAUGACUUGUGGUGUUUAAACUUGGAUACAUAUUCUUGGCAUAAACAAGCCACAGCAAUUAUAAAACCACGACCGCGUUAUGGUCAAUCGCAAAUUCAUUUAGGAGACAAACAUAUCCUUGUGCUAGGAGGUUGUACCGGUCCUAAUGCAGCUAUGAACGAUGCUUGGUUAUUAAAUAUGACAGAGCCAACAUGGAAAUGGAAAAAAGUAAUAUUAUAUCAUCCAGAAUGGGCACCAGCGCGUAUUUGGUGUCAUCAAGCUUGCAAGGUUGGAAACUAUAUUGUUGUGUUAAGUAAUAACAAGCGACAUGCUAAAGUAAAUGAUAUGAGCAUAGCAAUGAAAAAUGUUGCUUGUCAAAGACCAUCCAGAUUACCUGAUGUGUCUCCUUUGCAAGAAAGUAAACAAAGACACAGAGCAGACAUAGAUACAGAUGAAAAUGUCAAUGGACGACAUGGGUCUUUCUCAAGAUCACCCUCACAAAGUAGAAUGAGUAAUCCACCAUCGCGAAAAUCAAAUUUUUCAAAAAUCGUGCCAUUUUGUUGUGACAGUGCACUGAGUAUGGCAGCAUUUCGUGAUAAACCAACUAAUAAUAAUUUGAGUAUCAAUCGGCAGCGGCAAUUAGAAUAUCUUAAAAAAAUGGAAGAAAAGAUCAGAAGUAGAAAGAUACAAACAAAAGUUGCGAAAAGAACAGAGAAUACGUUAUCUAUAUUUAUUUUAGAUAUAAGCAAAGUACUUUGUGACGAAUGUAGUGCAUCUUGGGUUCCCUUGAAAGAAAUCGAUCAAUCAGGGCCAGAUGAAAGAAUUUUGUAUUCGCUUGUGAUGGGAAGAGGAGAGUUAAUUGUAUUUGGAGGUAUUCGUAAAGAGCAAACUACUAUGCAAAGUCAGCCAGAUGUGGAUGAUUUAGAAGUGUAUAAUGAUCUGCAUUUUAUAAAUCCACCAAAAUAUGUUAUAUAAUAUUAUAUAAACGUGAAAGCUUGGUUUUCAAGAUUCCUAUGUACGGAAGUACUGUGGAACCUAUUCACUUCUAUAAGACUAUAGAUCUAAGGUGACGGAAUUGAUGUGAUAAUAAUUUUAAAAUACAAGAGAAUCAAAUACUUCGGACAUAAAUUAUUUGAUUUCAAAAUUUUUAUUCAAACAUUUUGUUCUAUUUUCAUAAAUAGAGUAUAUUUCAGAUAUCAAACUUGCAAAUCUUAUAAUUUAAUUUAUUAAUAAUCCUAUAUUAUUUUUAAUAAAAGUAAUGAGGUAAUACGCGCGUGAAAAAUCAUUGAUCUAUUAAAUAUUAAAAUUAUAUAUAUUAUUUAAAAUAAUUGCAUAAAAAAUCAAUACAGUCUCAUAAUAUGUAUUUCUAAUAUAUACACAAUCUCUCUGCAUUAGUAAUAAUAAUACGUAAGAAUAAUAUUUAUACGAAUAUUUGCUUGAAGGAAAGCUUUCUAAAUGUCCCUUUAAAUGAUGUAAUAUGAUUUAAAGUGUAUUAUAUAUGUUGUACGUAUGUACAUACAUUCAAAAUUAUACGCAAAAAAAAUUUUUUUUGCUAUUUAAAUAAAUCUUAAUGUCAAUUAACAGUGCAAUAUUAAUAACAAACGAUUUUUUUUCUGGUUUUAGACCACUCAGACAAAUCUUGAUAGUAGAUUAAUUAUUUUUCAUAAUAACUGCACUUUAUAUCUAAAUACACAAAUUGCAACGAACA
Vespula vulgaris is the source of this 2730-nucleotide messenger RNA. It is a transcript of the gene Fbxo42, whose product is annotated as F-box only protein 42. NCBI's taxonomy places the organism in Eukaryota, Metazoa, Arthropoda, Insecta, Hymenoptera, Vespidae. The transcript has 8 exons. The coding region runs from base 414 to 1997 and encodes 527 amino acids. The record is from RefSeq and is a predicted model, not a curated record. Gene Ontology annotation, molecular function: protein binding.